Molecule: messenger RNA, 428 nt
Organism: Paraphaeosphaeria sporulosa
Lineage: Eukaryota; Fungi; Ascomycota; Dothideomycetes; Pleosporales; Didymosphaeriaceae
Exons: 1
Coding region: 126-428 (100 amino acids)
Source: RefSeq, a predicted model, not a curated record
UGCUGGUGUCACACCAACGCACUUUGUCAACAUGUCUUCCACACGCUCUAGUCAGCCAUGAUGCUACGGAGCUUGCUCACCCAUGCCCAGCCACCCAGUCUCCAGCUACGCACACCUCCCCACCCAUGCCCCGCGGCCGGCGCGGCCAACUGCACGCCGGAACCAUCGGCCUCUUCGACGACUCAGACGAGCUCGAAGUCACUUCACUUAAGAACAACGGACGUGCCGCUCUUCUAGUAGUUCAAAACGCUAAGAAAGCCGCAAGACCCGAGGACGCAAAGCUCACCCGCUACUGUAAACUCGGCUUCCGGCACCGCAUCAUCCACUUCUUCGCUUCCGCGCAAAAAGGCCUGGGGAGACAACCCAGCGCGUGCAUGAGGGGGAACGCCAUGAUGCACAUACCGACGGAGAUGCAGACGUGGAUAUAG